AUGGAUCUCGACUUCGACCUUGAGGCCGCUCUUUGGGCCGGCGACUUGGAUCCCGCCAUCAAUCACCAUGAAUCCAACAUGGACCUCGACUACGGGCCCCCAAUGACGAGCAUGCCCGCCGACUUUCUCUUCGCCGAAGAUGAAGGUGUUUUACCGGUUGCAUCAAGCUACAACGCCCAGCUUGAGCAGUCAUCUUAUCCUAUCGAUAUACCGCAACCACCACCUGCGCCCUCUCCUACCCGUACUAUCUUUUCGGCGUCGCGUUCCGAUGCUGGCUCUGACGAUGCAAAGUCGUUGGAGGACGGCUCACCGAAUGGUCUGGCCCGCCAACGGUUGCGCAGGCAAUUGUCGCUUUUAUCCAAGGGCUGGGCCGGAGAUGAGAUUAGGUUCAAGAACUGCGACCCAUCCAAGGCUGUCGUGUUGCACACUCUGGCCAUGGAGCUGGGCCUGGGCUACAACCAUGAUGUGAGGAGCCGCGAGGUCUCAAUGUCGCGCCUCGAGCCAGCCCAAGCCCCUGCGAAGCCCCGGCCUUCCCCGCGCCGUCUAUCCUCUCCGUUUUCCCGGUCGUCCACUGAACUUGACUCCGCACUUUGCUUGCCGGGUUUGCCCGUGGUGCUCGAGCAUCAAACAUUUGAUAUUGCCGCCCACUUUAUCCAAGAGCCCGAUUCCGAAUCCACACAACCGGUCGAACUAGGCAAUGACGACCAACCACUUGUGCGCCGGCCAAGCCGCAGCGAGCGCAUCAGCGACUCGAUUAGCAAGCACGUUUCCACCCUCAAGACAUCCAUCUCAAAAGGCGGCCGUCGAGGGCCCCUUUCUGAAAAUGGUCGUCGCGACAUGCGGGCCCUGGAAGCGGCUGGCGGUGCUUGCUGGAGGUGCAAGGUUCUCCGCCGCAAAUGUGAUCCGGGGAGUCCCUGUCGAUGUUGUCUACAAAGUGUACCGAUGCCCCAUCUCGGCGAAGACGCACCCCUCUGGCCUCUGAUCGGCUGCCGACGUGGACCUCUUCGCGACUCAGCGCCGCCACAACUACUUUGCCCUGAGCCGAAACCGCUGCAACACUGUGACACGUCUUCCCUCGCACGGCGCUGCCGCUCCGUCGACGUCGCCGAACGAUGUCUCCUCUCGGCCGAGAGUCAAAGGCUGGCCGAUAUGAAGACUGUGCUCGAAGGCAGCGAGUAUAAACUGUCGAUCACGGACCCGGCUUUCCAAGCUUCCUUCACCUCAUUCAUUGAGGCCGGGCGGUACCGUGACCGGGGCUCUCUGCAAAGAAGCUAUUCAGCUGGAGGCAGCCAGGUCACGUACACCGAAUUGAUCGCCGUCAUCGCUUGGGAACUUGCAGAGAAUCAGUCCUUGUUGCCGUCGCUCGAGAUCAAGUCCUGGGAAAGCUUUAUGAACAUGCUGGAAACGGCCGGCCUGUACGAGGCAGAGGUUGGAAGGACAUCGCUGGUGAUCCUUUCCAUGGUGUGUCUACGACACUGUCUGGAGGCACUACGACUGCAUUCGGCAAACCUGCUUUCGCCCAGGGGCCACGAGGACUGUGGUGGCGGCCAAUGCCAGGUAGAGUGCAUUCAUAACCUCCGGUCUCGAGUCGCAGCCUACGUCGACGAGUUAUCGUCCGUCAUCUUCAACAAGGAGAACAUGCGCGAUAGGCGGUGGUGGCUGUCGACCUUUUACAGUCUUUACAUCCAAAGCUACGUCCGGCAUGCAUUGAUUACCAUCGAGAAACAGCUCCGUUUUCAAUCAUCCGACGAUGUUCCCGCCGAAGACCUCACAACCACCCAAUAUCUGCAUCUGCCCGCCGUGUUAUUCACGGCCGCAUCCGCCAAAUAUGACCCUCUACUCGAUGGGAGGUUGCAAUACGCCUUGACGGACAAUUCCGUCAUCCCAGAGACCUCAGUCCCGGAGCUGCAUCAUUCUUCUGCCCGCGUGGCCUGUGAGGUGGACAAAUGGCCCGAAGCUGGCAUCAGAACCCCGUACCAAUUUCUGAGGCGGCUGCUCCAGAUCGGCUCCCUCGACUUCUCCGACUCGGCACUUGAGGCAUCGGGCAUGGUAGGACCGGGAUCCCCCUUGGCAUUGGCCUCGCCAUCAUCAGUUCGAGGAAAGGUGGGAUCACCCGUCUCUCCAACUCCCAGUGCUUUCGAGGAGGGAUCGCCCUUCCCUCGUGCUCCCUUCGGCCAGAGCAAGAGGAACUCGUGGGACAGCCGUUAUUCGGCACAGGCCUCGACCAAAUUCUCCAACCUGAGUUCGGACAGCUUGGCGCGGACCAUGUCGACGGACAUGACUAGCUUGUACGAGUCGUCCAUCUUUACUGGCGUUUCCUUCUCGGGCAGCGUGGCCGAUUUGAACGGGGACAUGUGCGUGGAUCUUGCAACCAUCAACCCGACCGCGCUGUUCUCGGCCAACCACAACGGCUCGUCACAGUCACUCGAUCGGGCAAUGGCGGAAAGUGGUGUCCGGCACGACGGGCCGGCAGUCGCCCCGGGCCUGGGCUCCGAGCCCACCUUUGUCUGCAGCUGCUGCCCGCGGGCGCCGCGCCAUUUCCACACAAGCGAAGAGCUCACUAACCACGAAGCCGAGAAGCCGCACCCCUGCCCGCAAUGCAAGAAGCGCUUCAAGUCGCCGACCGAAGCCGAGCGGCACCUCAACGCGCUGCACCUCAAGGCCGACUUCUGGUCGUGCGAGGCGCUCAAGGACCCGCUGCUGGCGUACCGCGCCCAGACCUACGGGGGCGAGACUAGCAACAUUUGUGUCUUGUGCAACGGCGAGAUCAAGCACAAGGACGGCGUGCCGGACCACGACGAGCUGGUCAGGCACGUCGAGACGGUGCACCGCUUCGGCGUGUGCGACCGCAAGAAGAAGUUCUACCGCGCCGAUAACUUUCGGCAGCACCUCAAGGGGACCCAUGUGGCUCUGUGUAGUGGCGUGUGGUUGAAGGAGCUGGAGCGGGCUUGUCGGAGUACGACGGCUCCGCGGAGGGUGGAUUCUACGGUGGUUGAUAAUACGGCUGGGACGUAA
Messenger RNA from Chaetomium fimeti, 3015 nucleotides. RefSeq lists its product as uncharacterized. Lineage: Eukaryota; Fungi; Ascomycota; Sordariomycetes; Sordariales; Chaetomiaceae. The record is from RefSeq and is a predicted model, not a curated record. The coding region runs from base 1 to 3015 and encodes 1004 amino acids. The transcript has 4 exons.